AUGGCCGCUUCUUGCGCCAUCUGCAAGCAGGCGCUCGAAGAUGGCGAGGAGCUCGUCCGUCUGGGUUGCCUGCGCGGGCCUUGCCAUAAAGAGUGCGUCAACGCGCACAUGCAAGUGCACGGCCUGGACUUCGCUAAUUUUCCAUGCCCAGAGUGCAGGACCACGGAACGCCAGCUCCAGUCGAUGGAGGCCGCCAGGUUGCAGCGGCAGCAGGUCGUCAGCAGCAGUGGGUCGUCAGCGGCAGCAGGUCGCAGGCGCGCAGCCGUCUUCCGGAUCCCCCUCGCCCAGGGGGGGGAGCGCAGGAUCACCGGGGAGAACCGCCGCUCCAGGUCGCCGCCUCCCCGCGUCGUGGCCGAUUCGCCCAUCAUGCAGCCCGAGUCGCCCGGUGGGGCCAUCGUCCCGGCCGCGUCGCCCAUUGGCAGGGCCGUCGUCCCGGCCGCGUCGCCCAUUGGCAGGGGGCUGUCGCAGUCCAUAUCCCCAUCGCAGUCUCAGCCGUCGCGGCCGCAAGGCCCUGCCAUCACGGAUGCCGAUUUCGGUUUCACGCUCACUGACAACACGGCGGCUGGCGGCGACGGGGCCCCGGUGCCAGACCCGUCCUUGGCUGCUAUUCGCGCUCUCGACGCCGUGCCGAAUGCCGCCGCUUUCCGAACCGCCCUGCACCCGACGGGCUUAUUCAACGGCUUGCAGGACGAGCGGGGGACCCGAGAGACAGCCAAGCAGUGGCUGGGCGAGAUGCUGGCGGACCCUAGGGACCACAAGGAGGUGGGAAUGGAUCCCAGCUUCUCAAUUCGGCUCCUGCUCCCGCGCCCCUUCCGCGCAGCAGUCGUCGCGGUGGCGUCGCGCGAGGGCUGGCAGCCCGAAGCGCUCAUGCAAGGUAUCAUGAGCAACGCGGGCUGGUUGGAGCGCCACGCCACGGUGCUCAAGGAAACUGCGGAUGAGACGCACUCCCGCAAGCCGACGAUUGCGAUCUUCUGCGCGGCUAUGCCACCCACUCGCAAGACCUCCCUCGCCCGCUUCGUCUCGGUCAGCCUGCUGGGCGACACUGACGAGGGGCGGCAGCUACAGGCUUGCACCUGCGGUGACGCCACGCUGAGAGGAUUGUUGAAUUGUAUUUCGACGCAUGAGCGCAGCGGGCUGGUCAACGACGAAAUCACGACGGCUUACGACACCACCUUCAGCCAGGGGUCGCGCGGGUGUCACUACGCGGGAAAGCCGACGAUGCUCAAGUUCGUCAACGGCGAGCGCAGCAUCACUAUGACUGGGCAUGGGGCCGUUAACUUGGGCACCUACGGGUUCUUGCACCAGGUGUGGGGGGAGAUUCCAGCGGUCGAGGAGGUGCUCCAGCGUGAUUCCAUUGGCUUCCGCAAGAGGUUCAAUACCAUUUGGUUUGGCGAGGCGGCUGGCCACCCGACGCAGAACACCGAGCAGUCCACGAUUUUGUUGACAGCGCUCAUGUCUUGGAUGUGUCAGAAUGCCCUGCCCCAGCAGGAAGUGCACUGCUUCGAUAAUUUCUCGCUGUCCAUGUAUCGGGCUUUCAUGAGCGGCAUCUCCAAUUUCAUAGACGAGAAUCCAGGCCUCGACCAGCUCAUACGGGAGAAAUUGCAAUUCGCCGACACAGACAUCCUGCGGCCUACAGUCCUGCACAUGUUCGCGUUCAUCUGCUUACCGCGGCUCGUCUCCUACAGGACGCAGCCCAGCGGCAAGGCUGGAGGUCAUGCGCACGUCAGUCUUGUUUGGUCGCUGCCUGGCGGCAACGCUGGCUUGCUUGCCCCCGUGUCGAGGCAGUUGCCUCGAGGUGACGCCGCAGACCUGCGUGUCGAGCCGUUCGCCAGCAGCGCGCGGGCCAGCCAUCGGUGGAGAAGCGAGGCGGUUGCUCACGAGGCCGCCGAGGCUCGCGUGGCACCUGUCGCGCACGAGGCGGCGCUUUCGGAGGGCGAGCUGUCCCGCGCGAGUGGCAGCGCGGCGGCGUUUGAACGCCUAGCUGCGCAACGCAUCGCGCAGCUCCCAAAGGUACACCUCGCGCUUCUCCUGCCCUCGCUGGGCCUCUCAGGAAAUGGGAGCUUCGCCUACAGCGGGUCUCGUGAGGAAGCCCCAAUGGCGCUUGCAUUCGCGGCUUCGGCGGCCACGGCCUUCAUCCCAGGCGGCGUGCUGCCCUCCGCCGCCCCCGCGCUCCGCGCCGGCGCCGGCGCCUCGGCGCCAGAGCAGGGUCGCGCCGGAGCCGGCGCGGGCUGGGCCGCGGCGGCGUGGGGGGCUCCGCCGGCGCGCCACCACGGGGAGCAGGACGGCGGCGAAGGGCACGCGACGCGACCUCGCCGUGGCCUACGAGGACUCAGGCAUCGACCUCCUGGACAACGGCCAGUUCGCGCAGGGCCUCGUGGGCGCCGAGGGCGCCUGGGGCCGGUACGAGUUCGACCCCGCGGGCUUCAGCAGGUACACCGAGUUCGUGCCGUGGUUCCGCGAGGCGGAACUCAAGCACGGCCGCAUCUGCAUGCUGGCCUGGCUCGGCCUGGUGGUCCCCGACUUCGUGCGGAUUCCAGGAGAGCGCUACUCUUUCGAGGCGGUCCCCUGCGUUCUCGACGCGCACGACAGGCUCAACGGCAGCGUUGGCGUGAAC
Molecule: messenger RNA, 2614 nt
Organism: Prorocentrum cordatum
Lineage: Eukaryota; Dinophyceae; Prorocentrales; Prorocentraceae
Source: the annotation of a GenBank genome assembly